CCCCACUGAGGGGCUCCAGAGCCCAACAGUGGCCUUUUCUCCUGUCCAUUGGCAAGUUGCAUGUUGUGCAGAGGCACACCUGUGCUCUUGUCCCCAUCCCACUCACUCCUGCUCUCAUCCAUUUCCUCCUGCUAGAGCGCACGAGGCACAAGCUGCAUGGCAUCAG
Messenger RNA from Closterium sp. Naga37s-1, 166 nucleotides. The record is from the annotation of a GenBank genome assembly. Lineage: Eukaryota; Viridiplantae; Streptophyta; Zygnematophyceae; Desmidiales; Closteriaceae.